Messenger RNA from Anguilla rostrata (American eel), 4864 nucleotides. Its product is annotated as syndecan-3-like. NCBI's taxonomy places the organism in Eukaryota, Metazoa, Chordata, Actinopteri, Anguilliformes, Anguillidae. The record is from RefSeq and is a predicted model, not a curated record. The transcript is spliced from 5 exons. Gene Ontology annotation, biological process: cell migration. Gene Ontology annotation, cellular component: cell surface; membrane. The coding region runs from base 496 to 1500 and encodes 334 amino acids.
GGCAGAGGAGGGCGGAGUGUGGGAAUCGCGACUUGAUCUUAUUACCCGCGCGGUGGACGCUCGCUCUUUAUUACACCGCGAGACGUGAUAAUACAACUGCAAGUCAAGUCACCUCGUGGCCUCCGUUUUGUCGCGAAACUGAAAGGACGCACUAGUCGAGAACUUCUUUACAUAAGACUUUAAACUAGGCGACAUGAGGAUGCAAGUAACUGCCUUACUACUUGUCUGCCUGGGCGCUUGGAUUCGUACAGCUGAAUCGGGGCUGGCUGAGGAGUUUGAUGCCAGCACCACGUACCCCGAGGACCAGGAUGGGUCCGGAGACGACCUGGAGAUCUCAGGAUCGGGGUCCGGAGACGAAGGACCGAACGUGCCAACAUCUACACGACCGCGGCUCCAGCGACCAACGAGACCGAGCAGGUCGCCGUGGUGACCGAGAACGCAGGCGUUCCGGACGAGGUCGCCGGGGAGACGACGACGGCGGCGACAACAACAACAAUGACCUCUGAGGCCCCGCCCACCGCGGACACACCCGCCACCGCUGUGCCCGCCGUCGACGUGGGUGCCACCGACGCGACCACCACCACCACCGCCGCCACCACCACCACCCAGGCACCCGUCGACCCCGACGUGGCCGUCGACCCCUUUGACACCACCGACGCGCCCCUCGACCCCGUGGUGGCCACCACUGCAGCCCCGACCGAAACCCCCACCACCACUGCCGCGCCCGAGCAGUCCGCCGCUCCCGGGUUUCCCUGGGAGCUGCCCGAGGACCCCCUGCGGGAGACCACCCAGGCCGCCCCCGUCACCACCGAGGCGGCGGACACGCCCCCUCGCGUGACGGGCACCUCCGUUCCCGAGGCGACCGAGGCCGGCCCCGCGGAGACCGCGCAGCCCCCCAUCCUCACCACCCAGAGUUCCCCCACGACCGCGGCGCCCCCCGUCGCCGUGGACACCGGCGUCGAGGUUUCCACCGAGACCCCCGUCCUGCCUGAGGAAGAGGAAGAGGAAGAAGAGGAGGAGGAGGAAACCCCCCCCGCCCCCACCGAGAAGACCGACCUGCUCCCGGCCUCCACCCCCGCCCUCGGGACCGAGCCGGACAGCUCUCAGGACGAAAUGGCGUCCGGCGAUGACGCCACCGAUUCGCCGCUGGCCACGGAGUCCGCGGGACCUGCCGGCCCCCCAGACAGCGUAGACGAGGAGGUCAUCGUCCCACAAUCCAGAGGGAACGUGAAUAAGGAAAUCCCCGACGACUCUGACCUGACCUUCGCAUCUGAGCCCGAGGGAGCCUUCUCAGAGAACCAGAGCCUCCUGGAGAGGAAGGAGGUGCUCGGAGGUGUGAUCGCCGGGGGGGUGGUGGGCCUGGCCUUCGCCAUCAUGCUGGUGUCGCUCAUGGUGUACCGGAUGAAGAAGAAGGACGAAGGCAGCUACUCGCUGGACGAACACAAACACCCCAACGGGGGCUACCAGAAAGCCCGGAGAGAGGAGGAGUUUCUGGCGUAGAGACCCCCACCCACCCCCCCCCACCCCAAAAAAAAAAAAAAAAAAAGCCCCAUGACCAAAAGACACUUUUACACUGCCGCCAUUUCCCCCCCACCCCCAAAAACCUUCACCUCUUCUCGUUCUUGUUGCCGUGGCUCCGCCGCGCGAGGCUGUUCUGUGUUGUUCUCCCGUUGUUACUGCUGUCUCUGUUGUCCAACCCUUUUUUUCGGCUGAAGCAGCGCUCCUUUGUCCUGGGUCGUAAAGUUACGUGCUUCGACAAGGCGGGCAUUAGCGUUUCAUUACCUGGGAUUACGGUAGCCGGAAAAGUCCCCUGCCCCCCACCUGCCCCCCGCCUACAGAUGACCCCCCCCCCCCCCCCAAAAAAAAAAAACACAUCAUGGAUCAGGGUUGCUCUUUCCCAGGCGCUUUUGGGUGGGGGGUUUGACGACUGUUUCGCGUUCUUGGGGGUUACCUCAAAGGAAAAAGAAGCAAAGCUUUCAUAAUGUAAUGCACUUCUUUUUAAAAAAAUAUAUAUAUAUAAAAAUAAAAAAAAGUUUUACUUCACUCCCAGUCUGCAGCCCCCUCCUCCUGGGGGGUGUGCGGCGAUGUGUCCCUGCUGGUCUUUUGCUUCGCUUGUGUGUUGAGAAUCCUGAGGACUUGCUGCCAUGGUGAUUCACCUAUGGUAGUCAAAUAAGCAUAUUACUGUAGUGCUGUAGUUUUUGUUUUUUCCUUUUUCUUUUUUAAGGGCGGGAGACCCACGAGCGGUGUCAGCCGUCUGUCAGUCAGGAUUCAUUUCCUGUCUCGGCUGUUUCGUAAGCUCUCGUCUCGCUCUGUGUUCGUUUGAUGUCUGGGGAGAGAACGCAGUUCUGCGCAUUACCGAGCUCUUUGAGAGAUCGGAGCGAUAGCCGCUCUGUUCUAGUUUAACGAAGAGCACUAAAAUAUUUGUGUUCUCGGAAGAUCAACUCCUGAAAUCCCCCCCCCCCUUCCCAAGUUGCACAUUUUUCUCAGUGAUAGUAAGAAAUCAAUAAUAAUUCAUCCAUAAACUCGUUUUAGGGUGGCUCAAGGCAGCCCUAAAAUAACGUAUGUUUGUUUUUUUAUUUUUUAUUUUUACCUUUUUGUUUUUUAGCCGUAGUCGAGGCUAAUUCCGGGCGCUAAGCUCCACUGCCUUUGUGAAUUGGAUAGGACUGUGCUACAGGGGGGAUGUCACAAAGCAGACUUUGUCUGAGAACAACAAUGGGUCUGUUCUCCUGUGGUCAGGUAGAGAACAGAAGCAGCUCCCUUGGCUGACUGCCUAGUAUUGAAUAUCAGUGGACCAAACUCUUUUUCUUUUUUUUUCUUUUUUUUUCUUUUUCUUUUUUGUCCCUCUCGUCUCUGCAGCAAAAUCAGGUUGGAUUUUUAGGCCAUUACUGUUGAUCGGCGCAACCCAACCCUGUUCCUGGAGAUCUACCCGUAGGGGUAUCAACCCUAAUUUAGCACACCUGAUUCUGCUUAUUAACAGCUCAACGAGCUCUCUAGCCGUUGAAUGAGGUGUGCUUUUUUAGGGUUGGAGUGAAAACCUAUAGGACGGCGGAUCUCCAGGAACAGGGUUGGGCAGCCCUGCGGUAGACGGAAGGGUGUGUUUCGCAUGCAUAUUUUUGGUGAGUUGUAGCUUUUUGUCUUCUCCCGGAAAGUGGCUAGCGCCACCUGCCUGUGUGGCUGACUUCCUGCACAAUUUUUUUUACCUGACUGUCGAAGACACCGCCUUCGGGUAACUGUGGUUACGGCGAAGGGCUGAUACUAAAAAAAAAGUCAGGAGGAGGUGGUCAUCCCAGGAUUUUUAAAACUGGAACUGGUCCAGUUCGGAAUUUGCUUAAAACCAUUGGAGAGCUGUUGCCCUUGUGUGUGGGGUCGAUUGCUUAGUCAGAUUGGACCUGGUCACUGUUAACAGCAUUGCCUUUGUGAAGUGCUCACUCCAACGACCUCCACCACCCCCCCACCCCCCGCCCCCCAAAACACCAAAACCAUUUCAGAAAAAAAUUACGAAAAGCGAAGCACUUUGCAAGUACCGCUGCCUUUAACUGGGGAGCGCUUAUGGGUCCUAUUGGGAAAGAGGUCUGAUUGGAGACACCACAGGAAUGUAACGUGUAAUUAAAGGGUGUAAAUACUUGUGUAACUGUCUCAGUAGGGACGUUAUCGGUCCCUAAAUACUGCUGCUUUCCUUAGCACAGUUGAGGCCUUAUUCUGUUGUUUCGUUUUUUAAAAAAAAUGUGUAUUAUAUUUUCUUUCCUUUUUUGCCGUAAUAUUAUUUGUGUAGUUAACAGUCCCUGAUGUUUUUUUGUGGUUGUUGUAAUUCUCCCCCCAUUCCCAUUGUCAUUUCUGUAUGUUUUUGUUUUGUUUUUGCUCUGACCUGAGUGCGUGUAGCUAGAACAUGUUUGAAUAAAGAGGAAGACCUGGUCCUCUCCCAUCUUCUCCCUACCCGAGGAGAACCGUGGUCCAGUUUGCCUUAAAAGCCCUUGGUUCUAAAGCAGUGAUUCUCAGUCCUGGGGGGGCCACAGGGUUCUGCUGGUUUAUCCUAUUUGCCUUUAGAAUCGGCAACCAAUUCAAAGCGAAGAAACCGUUAUUUUUUCCAAAACACACCCUACUCUAGCAUGAUUGGUCAGCUGGACAUGAUUGGCGCGAGCCUGACUGUAGCUAAGGCAGUUAAGGUAUAAACCCUCUAGAUAUCUGAAAGCUUUAAUGAAUUAUAGGCCUGUGGCCAUUCUGGAAAAGGUGCUUAUUUAAGUAGGUAAAUGAGCUGCCUUCCUCACCCCCAGCAGAACAAAAUGAAACCGUUUUUUUUUUUCGGGGGAAGACUUAACGUGAGAAUUUGGGAGAGGUAAUUCUUUACCCCAUUCUCAGUGUCGACCAUAUCGCCUUUAAAGGCUCUGACCAGUUGCGCUAGCGUCAGAUUCUGACCAAUCAGAUUCGACGAGGGGCGUGUUUUGGACGAAAGCGGGCGCGAGAAGAAAAAAAGGCCAAGGAAUCGGGUGAGGUGCACUGACUGUGAUCGCCUGCUUUGAGUGAUCAAUUAAGGGCCGAGCAUCAACGAAAAACCAGCAGACCCUGCGGCUCUCCUGGUCCAGGACUGAGAACUCCGGUUCUAAAGUAUCUUUGUGGGGGGGAAGCCAGCACCCUUACCCCACACAUGCUCCCCCCCCCAUACAGUAUUGAUAUCAUAUGAUGUCAUAUCAGACUUGCAUUCUGCCUUUUCAUUGGUGGUUUCACAUUUCUGCUGUUCAUGGAAAGGCGUUUGUCCUACACAUAUAAAUAUAUUUUUUUUUGUCCCAGACUGGGAAUUGUACAAAUUUGUAUUUAUUACCAAUGAGUUUCUUGUUCAACAUGCAAUAAAUAUGACCCUUUAUCACGA